Molecule: messenger RNA, 1770 nt
Organism: Coccidioides immitis RS
Lineage: Eukaryota; Fungi; Ascomycota; Eurotiomycetes; Onygenales; Onygenaceae
Exons: 7
Coding region: 1-1770 (589 amino acids)
Source: RefSeq, a predicted model, not a curated record
AUGGCGGAGCUUUCGCCAGAUGAAAAAUCCAUCAUCAAGGACUACCCUUUAGCCGGCUCACUUGAUAAUUUAUGCGGCUUGCUGCAAGAGGCAGAGACAAUCUACUCAUCUGACACUGCCAUCGAUAGUCUUGACCAACUCUAUCGAAGUGCGCUCUCAAAACUCCUUCAUGCUCUUCAGGGAGGGGAUGCAGCCUUCAACCUUCGCUCACGAAUUGCGGAUCAAAACGCCGCUGACACCGACAUCUGGAAAGCUGUCUACGACCUCAUCGCCACUGCUUUUCGAGAAACCCCCCCCGCGAGCGUUCUCCCCUCGUUCGAUGCUACUCCGGUGAGAUUCACGUCAUCGUCACAGAAAGGAACUGAGCAGACGCGUCAGCUGGUGGAAGGGAGGAUAUUUGAAGAGAUAUGUGGGUGCACCUUUCAAGAUGUGGAGGGCUUCUUCACCAAAUACUUUGAAGGAAAGGAUUGGAGCGUGAGGGCAGAUGCCAUCCGUCAACGCGUCCUAGAACCUGGCAGCAACAGUGAAUGGGCCAGAUUCCCUGAUCCCCCUGUGCAGAAUGCUGUCCUUGACUGGUGGCUUCAGUUCCAGGAUAACUUCCUCUCGAACGCGCGCGGUGUCUACUUCUCGACAGCAAGCGAACUGAAGAAGUCAUCAGAUGAGAUCUGGACAAAGAGCAUGCUGCUUCAGCUUGCACACUAUGUGCAGGAAGUGUUUAUCACCCAGCCAGCUUGCCAGUUUGUGCAUGCAUUCAUGGUCUGUGGGACCAACAUGGAGGCCUGGAUGUUCAAUCACUCUGGGCCCUACAGCUCUGGAGUGUUUGAUGUUUAUAAGAAUGCAGCAUGUUUUUUUCAGAUGGUCCUAGAUUAUGCAAUGAUGAGUGAUGAGGAGCUGGAGGUGGACCUCCUCCAGCUUGCAAACCAGAGAGGUGUCCAGGGGAUUGCAAGGGUCAUUGGGCAUCACACCAUCACCAGCAUUGCAGACCUACACUGUGGCCUGAUGUUCAGCAACCCUCACACCUUCCAAAUCAGGAACACCAGUUGUCAGCAGGAAGCCAUCCAGAAAAUGCAGAUCACCCAACACCAGACCACAUGCAGCCAAGUGAUCAUGUUCCAGCAGCCAGCAGCCAAAGACAAACAGCUCAAGAGUGAGCUAACUUUCACUGUUGAGUUGGUCUAUACACCUAGCCUCUUUGACAAGGAUGACAAAGUGUAUGACAACCACAUCCUCUGCUGCCUGGUGAUCUCACCUGCUGGAUGGCCUGUGGAUAUCUUGGAGAACAACAUCAUCAUUACUGACCCUACCAAAGUUGGCAGCAUGUCAGGCGUGCUUAUUGAUCUUGAUCUUGCCAAAGAGGUUGGUAGCGGAUGGAGCAGUGCACGACACCAGACAGGCAUGAUGGAGUUCAUGGCAAUUGAGUGCGCCUGUUGUGGCUGGAUGAAGUUAAAAAAAUUACAGCUGGAAUCACAUGAAGGGCAAACACCGCCCAAGGAUAGUAUGCUAAAAGAGUGGUACACUGGAACCUAUAAGAAAAUCGCGAGGAUCAAGAGAAGUGAUAUGAGUGUUGACAGGUUUGAUGAUAUUUUGUCUGAAUUUCCUCCAUGGUUUGAAUGCGUCAAACCACUCUGCAAUGCUGUUCGGGAUAUACUAUUUCCUUACGGGAAGAAAGGGCUUAUUGUUGGCACCCCGCAGGAUCCAAAGAGGCUAUACGAUCCUAUUAUCAAGGCGUAUGAGGACGCGAUAGCUCUACUCGAAGCUGGAGAAAUUUAA